UGCUAAUGCAACCAAGCUAUUCAACAUAAGAGAAUAUUGAGCUUCAAGCUUGGAAAUUCAUGGCAGGAAGUGUUACUUGGAGCAGAGAAGAAGAGAAGGCUUUCGAAAACGCCAUUGCAAUGCAUUGGACGGAGGAGGAGGAAUCUAAAGAGCAAUGGGAGAAGAUUGCUUCAAUGGUUCCUAGUAAAAGUCUCGAGGAAUUGAAGCACCACUAUCAAAUACUAGCGGAUGAUGUUACUGCAAUAGAAGCUGGUCAGGUGCCACUUCCCUGUUAUACAGGAGAGGAAGCCAUCUCUUCUGCUAAGGAUGUUCAUGGAUUUUCGGGAGCUGCUGCUCUUACUUCGGAUAAGAGAUCCAAUUCUGAUUAUGGAAAUGGAUUUUCGGGGUUAACCCAAGACUCGAGUGGACAUGGAGGGAAAGGAAGUUCGAGGUCGGACCAAGAAAGAAGGAAAGGAAUUCCAUGGACAGAAGAAGAGCAUAGGUUAUUUCUACUUGGUUUAGACAAGUUCGGGAAAGGAGAUUGGAAAAGCAUUUCAAGGAACUUCGUGAUAUCAAGAACCCCAACGCAGGUGGCUAGCCAUGCGCAAAAGUACUUCAUCCGCUUAAAUUCCAUGAAUAGAGACCGGCGAAGAUCCAGUAUCCAUGACAUCACAAGCGUCAACAAUGGGGUUACGUCUCAUCAACCGCCUAUCACUAGUCAACAGGCUUACACAAACUCAUCGGGUGCAGCAGCCCUGGGACAAUCGGUGAAGCACAGUGCUCAGCCCCAUCCGCCUAGUUUAGGCAUGUUUGGAGCACCUGUUGGCCAUCCGGUUGCUGCUCCAGGGCAUCCAGGAUCUGCUGUAGGAACCCCUGUUAUGCUUCCUCCCGGUCACCACCCCCACCCCCCUCCUCCCUAUAUCAUGCCUGUUGCUUACCCCAUGGCACCACCACUGAUGCACCGAUAAGUUAAAAUUCAAUCAUGUGGGGGCAACAAAGCAAAUUCUGUUUUCUUUUUUUUUUUUUUUUUAACAUGAAAUAUGCACAUGGAACAUUCCUAAGGCGAUUUUUAUAAAUAAAGCAGAUAUAUCAUAUCAGACAACUGUUUUCCUUUUUUUUUUUCCAGUAGUAAUCCAUCACCCACUUCAGCCUUCAUAAAUUCUUCUUUUACACUCGAGCCUUCCUAAUAAAUUCUUAUGCUGUAAGUAUAGUCU
Molecule: messenger RNA, 1193 nt
Organism: Durio zibethinus
Lineage: Eukaryota; Viridiplantae; Streptophyta; Magnoliopsida; Malvales; Malvaceae
Product: transcription factor MYBS1-like
Molecular function (GO): DNA binding
Source: RefSeq, a predicted model, not a curated record